This is a messenger RNA of Stegastes partitus (bicolor damselfish), 1251 nucleotides long. RefSeq names its product arylacetamide deacetylase-like 4 (gene aadacl4). The record is from RefSeq and is a predicted model, not a curated record. The coding region runs from base 1 to 1251 and encodes 416 amino acids. Gene Ontology annotation, molecular function: carboxylic ester hydrolase activity. NCBI's taxonomy places the organism in Eukaryota, Metazoa, Chordata, Actinopteri, Pomacentridae. The transcript is spliced from 4 exons. Gene Ontology annotation, cellular component: membrane.
AUGGACAUCGGCUCGGCAAUUUUAAUAAUUGGCUUCGCUGCUCUUGUUGCAGCCUUCUUCCUUCUGGUAAUUGGACUUGUUUACUCCGAGCUGAUGAAUUCAGACAUUCCUCGUGGGGUUGCAAAUAGUGGGAAGCUGCACAUGGUUCAUGGCUUGUUUGUUGGCAUGGCAAUUGUGGGUCGGAUCCUACAUCGCCUGGGCAUUUGUCAUCAGGUUACCUUCAUUCGAUGGUUCGUGGCCUGUUUUCUGACUCGCUUGAAACAAGUUCCCGCAGGUCUGCGAGUGAAGGACAUGAAGUUUUCUGAGGUGCCAGUGCGAGUAUAUGAACCCACCUCUGUGUGUGAUGGCUUGAGAAGAGGCCUUGUGUAUUUCCAUGGAGGAGGAUGGGUGCUGGGCAGUAUAGAUUCUGUUGAUGAAGUCUGUCGGCACAUCGCCAAGGAAUCUGACACCACAGUGAUUUCUGUCGGGUACCGAUUAGCCCCUGAGCACAGGUACCCUGCCCAGCUGGAUGAUUGCGAGGCAGCAACCUGUCACUUUCUGUCUGUGGCUGAGACAGAGUUCAGCGUGGACUCUAACAGAGUGGCAGUCGGAGGGGACAGCACUGGGGCUAACCUGGCAGCAGCACUGUGCCAAAGGCUGGCGAGGAGAGAGAACGGACAUCUGCCAUUCCCUCGUGCUCAGGUCCUCAUCUACCCAGCCCUGCAGAUGGCAGAUUUCAACCUGCCCUCAUACCAGCAAAAUCAUGCUGUGCCCAUAUUGUUUCGUGGCCGGAUGGCAUUCUACUUCCUGCAGUACCUCAAUGGAGACAUGUCUGUGUGCCAAGAAGUGCUGGAAGGGAACCAUGUCCCCAUUGAGCUCAGGUCACGCUAUGAAGACUGGCUUUCCCCGUCCAACUUACCUCCUGACUUCCUCAAGCGAGGUUUUUGCGAGCCCCCAGCCGCAGAAUAUGAUGCGGAAGUGUAUCACACAAUCAAAGCCGGUCUAGAACCUGAGGUCUCACCUUUACUGGCGGACGAUUCUAUUAUUCAGAAAACCCCGCCAACCUUCAUCCUCACCUGCGAGUAUGACAUCCUGAGGGAUGAUGGGAUUCUUUACAGGAAACGGCUGCUGGACUUGGAAAUGAAUGUCACCUGGCAACAUGUGGUGGACGGUUUUCACGGCAUGCUUAACUUUUUUAACCAGGGCUGGCUCAGCUUUCCCUCUGCACUGCGGGUCGUGGAUAGUGCUGUUGACUAUGUAAAAACACUGUGA